UAGUCUAACGAUAUCGAGUAUAGCAAUUUAAUUUGUAUCAUAUAAAAUGGCACUUCGUUUGUUACCCUCGUUACGUUCAAACAGUAACACCAAAAUAUGUUGCGGAUUAAUAAAAAGAUGUUUUGCUACUUCGGAUAAAGAUAUUAAAGAAGUAAGUGAAUCGAGUUUAAUAAGCACAUCCAAAAUCAGUUUGGUAUCUAGAGAAAAAAGUUUGUCUGAAGAAGCUAGAAAACAUGAGUUAAUUAUUACAUCAGAGAUAGAAGAUGUUGCUAGUUGUUCUGGUGUUCCAGCAGAACAAAUAAGAAGUCGUACAGCUCGCAUUUAUUGUCCUGCAAAAAGUGCUAUGCAAUCUGGAACAAAUAAUAUCAGUGGUUGGCAAAUAGACUUUGAUACCCAAGAACGUUGGGAGAAUCCCCUAAUGGGAUGGACUUCAACAGGUGAUCCCCUAUCUAACGUCCAGGUGGUAUUUAAUACAAAGGAAGAAGCUAUUGCAUAUUGUGAUAAAAUGAAGUGGAAGUAUUAUAUUCAAAAACCAAACAUUAAUAAUCCUAAGCCUCGUAGCUAUGGUACCAACUUUUCAUGGAAUAAGCGCACUAGAGUUUCAACUAAAUAA
Habropoda laboriosa is the source of this 613-nucleotide messenger RNA. RefSeq names its product NADH dehydrogenase [ubiquinone] iron-sulfur protein 4, mitochondrial (gene ND-18). The transcript has 3 exons. NCBI's taxonomy places the organism in Eukaryota, Metazoa, Arthropoda, Insecta, Hymenoptera, Apidae. The coding region runs from base 47 to 613 and encodes 188 amino acids. The record is from RefSeq and is a predicted model, not a curated record. Gene Ontology annotation, biological process: electron transport chain.